UCUAGUUCCACUCGACUGCACACAGAAUCUCAAUUCGUCAAAUAGGAGUGCGUGAGUGAGUAGGAAGUCAUAAGAAAGGUUCAAAAGCUCGAGCUUUGUUUUGCGAUGAGCGCGAAUUCCGUGAACCCACAAUGAGGAACGAGCAGAGAGAAGGUUGCAGAAGCAAAACCAGGGGCGCGCCAGCCCCUGUAGAAGAAACGGAGCCGCAGAGCGUUGUUGACUUACUGAGAAUGGGAAAGAGCGAGAAGAGGGAGAAGAGGGAGACGAUAGAGACGAGCAUGAAGUUGCGGGAUCGCCAAAACCUCGCGCACCAACUCCGGCGCCUCGCGCGGAAGGUUUUGCGAGGCGUCAGUCGCGCUGCCAAGGUGGCGAGAACUGCGAUAGCAGGCACCACGGGCCGCGGGACGACUCCCGCACCGCCGAUUCCGGAGUCUCGCGCGGAAGGUUCUGCUAAAGCCGUCGAGACUCCGCCUGCUGGUGCUGGUGCUGUUGCUGUUGCUGUUGCCGUUGCUGCGCCGCCGGCUGCUGAACGUCGCAUAUCGAGAGCUGCUUCGUGGAACGACGAGUCCGAGUCGUCGGAUGGGAUCUAUGCUACCUCAGGUCCGACACGUUGUGGCGCCUGUAGCAAUCGCCAUUCGGAACGUGACGGUGACCUGUCCGAAGCGUUUGAGUCGACAGCGGGCAAUCGGAGUCCGUUACCUGGUGGUGCUCCUCCUGUGGCCGCUGGAACAGCAGGUGCACCUGAUAUGGGCGUCACUGCAGCUGCUGCGCCGCCUCCUGCGCCAGCUGCUCCUGCGCCAGCUGCUCCUGCGCCAGCUGCCCCUGCGCCAGCUGCCCCUGCGCCAGCUGUUCUUGCUGAUGAUGUGGCUGCCACUCUUCCGCUUGCCAAGUGGCGUCCUACCGCCAUGUGUCACGAUCCCAGCGGUCGUAAUUGCGCGGGUCGCUCGUUCGGGAACGGCUCGUUCACCGAGGGCGACAAUGGCGAUGACGACCACAGGCGAGACGGCGUGAGGUGUGUGGAGGACGAUGCACAUUACGCUGAUGAUGGUGGUGAUGGUGGUAAUGAUCGUGGUGGUGAUGGUGAUGGUGGUGAUGGUGGUGGUGGUGGUGGUGGUGACUCACCAUCGAAUAAAUCGGUUCCUUCAACUGACCGCUGCCGGCAGAGCGUUGACGUGGUCGUCCACGCGCCAUCAGGCGACGUCGCUCGCGGUCACCAUGGUGACGAGUGCGAGAGCGGAGUCUCAGCACGAGCGACGACAGUGACGACAGCGACGAAGGCGACGAUGGCGACGACGGCAACGAUGGCGACGGCUGCGACGACGGCGACGACUACGACGAUGGCGACGAAUGCGACGAUGGCGGAUCAACAGCUCGUUGACACCGCAGCGACAAGUCAGCAAUCAUCUUCUGAUUACCAUGGCGACCACGGCGAUGCGGCGACUACUAGUAAUCCCGACGACAGGAGUCUUGGAGAUUUAGCAGCGGAGAUAACGGCGGAAUUCGCGCCGGGAUCGGUGGCAGGAGUGGCGGCGGGAGAGGUGGCGGGAAUGGCGGCAGCCGUCGCAGCGGAUUCAGCGGCAGACGACUCGUGUUGGAAGACGGGCGGGUCGUGCCAGCGCCGCUGGGGCGAGGUGCCUUCGGUUCAACCGAUAUUACUACCGAAGGCGCCUCCGCUGGGGCGCGAGGGGCUCUCCGCGCCCUCCGCGCCCUCCGCGCCCUCCGCUGCGAGGCUCCUCCCAGGGGGGAAGGCGCUGGCGCUGACGGUGCGCCCCGCCGCUGCUGCAUCAGGACUUGCUGUUCCAGUAGCGAGGCGGGGUGUAACGGGGAUGGUGGUGCUGAGAUUGAGAUUGCUGCAAAAGGCUGUGGAGGCCCUGAGCCAGACGCGCGCGGCGGCGGCGGAGAAAGACUGCCCCAACCAGAUGCCACCGUGCUUCGGCCUCGAGCUUCUGCGCGCCAUGUUGUGCGGCGUUCGGCCGAAGCGCCGCGCGUGCGGCGGGAAGCGGAAAGGCGGCGGGCGGAGCGAGGAGCGGGGCGACCGGCUUCGGCGGCAGGCAGCUCGCCUGCGACGAACGGACGGUCGAGAUGCGCGGAGGCAAGGCAAGGAGCGGCACACAAGAAAAGGGAGAGAAGUGGAUGACGACUCGGAGACAGCACCUUGUGCAGAGAAGAACGCGAGGGAAGAUGGAAGAGGCGAGAAGGACAACGCGGAUAGUAUCAAGUCGUCACCCGCGUUCCCAAUGCCGUUGGAAAUGUCAUUGCCAACGGCAAUCCCAAUGUCAGUGCCAGUGCCCAAGGCAGGGGCGGUGGCAGGGACGGCAGAAGCAGCAGAGGCAGCACAAGUUGCCAGGCUGCAACGCGCCCUCGCCCAAGCCCAGCAGCGUGUCAACUCGCUCGUUCUCGAGGUGCAGAUGACACGCAACGCCGUGGAGGUGACACGAGGCGAGAAUGCUGACGCGGAUGCCGGCGUGGAUGCUGACGUGGAUGCUGACCUGGAUGCCGUGGAGGAGAUGGUGGAGCGGCUGUCACGUGGCGUGCAGAUCCGAGAGGAGAUCCAGUCCAAGCUGGAUGUGGCCAAUCAGAGAAUUGCUGAGCUGGAGAAGUCGAAUUCUGAGCUGGACGCGGAGGCGACGCGCUGGCGACACGUGGCAGAGAAGCUGAGAGCUGAGCUGGAGCGGGAGCAAGAAUCACGGAGAUUGGAUGCAUCUGGAAUAUCGAGGAAACUUCCACUUCCCCCUACGAGUAAGGAGGUUGAAGGAGCAACAAAAGUUGCGGAGGAGAGCGAGGAAGUGGAAGUGGGAGGGGUUGCAGUAGAGGCAGCAGAGGCUGAAGAGGCAGCAGAGGGAGAAGAGGGAGAGGAGGGAGAGGAGGGAGAAGAUACAGCAGACGCAGCAGACACGGCGGACGUGGCAAAAGCAAAGGAGCGAGAAGAGCGGCGAUUGAUCGAGAACGCUAACGUCCGCAUGGCAGCGAUGAGCCUAGAGCUUGACACGUGGCGGGAGACGACAGGUCAGCUGCGCGCCAGCCUGGAGGACGCGCAGAGGAGAAUCCAGGAGCUGGCGCUGGUGGGGAGGGAGGUGGCGUCCCUGCGGCUGCAGCUGCUGGCGGCGUAUGCGCGGAUCGCUGAGCUGGACCGGGCCGUUGCUGAGCUGGAUUCGGAGCGGCACGCGCUGGAGGAUGACGUGGCGUGCGCGCGUGGCAUGGUGGGCGCGGUGUCGGUGAAGCUGGUGGGGGUGAUGCGGGAGAGGGAGGCGAUGCGGGGCCGGCUGAUGGCCAUGAUGGUGAUGCGGCAGCAGCAGCAUGGGCGGCAGCAUGGGCGGCAGCAUGGGGAAGGGAUGGAAGAGCGGGAAGAGUGGGCGGAAGAGGUGGAAGAGGUGGAAGAGGGGGUGGGUGUCGAGCUCGGGGAGGAGGAGGAGGCAGAAGAGGGUGGUGCAUGUGAGGGGAAAGUUAGAGUAGAGGCGCAACCAAGGGAAAAGGAAGGGCAAGGGAAGGAGGGCGGCAGGGAAGCGGGGGAUGACGAGCGAAAGGAAGACGAGACGGAAGAGAACGGAAGGGAUGAGGACGAGGCUGAAGACGAGGGCUUGAACGCUUUGUUCUCGGAGGGAAAUGGUGGGGAAGAGGUAAUGGACGAUGGGGAAGAUAAGCCGAGUGUGUGCGACGGAAAUGGCGCCGUCGCCGUCUUGGGAGAGGCUGAGCUGGCGCUGAAUGAUGAGGGGGAGGAGCGAGGGAGCGCUGAAUUGAAGGGAUUUGACAGUGGGGCUUGGUUGGAGGGGGGAGGGAUGGGCGGGGGCAAGGAGGGGAAGGGCGAGGAGGGGAAGGGCGAGGAGGGGAAGGGCGAGGAGGGGAAGGGCGAGGAGGGUGAGACAUCUUGUGAGGACGGGGGGGAGCGAGAGGAGAAGGGAGAGGAGGAGGAAGGGGAGGAGGGAGAGGAGGAGGAAGGGGAGGAGGGAGAGGAGGAGGAAGGGGAGGAGGGAGAGGAGGAGGAAGGGGAGGAGGGAGAGGAGGAGGAAGGGGAGGAGGGAGAGGAGGAGGAAGGGGAGGAGGGAGUGGAAGAUGCGAAGGUGGGAGAAGGGGAGUUGGCAGAGGGGAAGGUGGGAGAGGGGAAGGUGGGAGAGGGGAAGUGGAAUAAGAGGAGCAGGAGGAGGAGGAGGAGGAGGAGGAGGAGGAGGAGGGGGAGGAGGAGGAGGAGGAGGAGGAGGAGGAGGAGGAGGAGGAGGAGGAGGAGGAGGAGGAGGAGGGGGAGGAGGGGGGAGGAGGAGGAGGAGGAGGAGGAGGAAGAGGGGGAGGAGGGGGAGGAGGAGGUAGAGGACGAGGUGGGGGAAGGGGAGACAUCUGGCAACGAGGGAGGGGACGGAGAGGAGGUGGGAGAGGAGGAGGCGUGGCCGUGGGGAAUGGGGGGGGGAUUGGGGCGUGAGCGGGAGUGGUCACGUGCAUUGCCACUGCCUCCGCUGCCUCCGUUCGUUCUGCCUCCUUCGUCCCAGACCAUCCAGCUUUCAAAUGCCGCAUCUCCAGCACAAAGCAGCGGCAGCAGUCGCAGCAGCUGGAGCAGUGGCAGUGGCAGCAGGCAGAGCAGCAGGGUGAGCAGGAGAAGCGUGGGUGCUGAUGGUGUCUGGAACCGGUUUGGGAGCGUGGAUCAAUCAAACGGCUCUUCUGCUGCUGCUGUUGCUGCAGCGGGCGGCAGAGGGAGGGGGCAAGGCAGGAGAAGAAACAGCGGCGUAGAGGGAGCAAGAUGGAGACCUCUGCUGGAUGAUGCGGCUAGAGUGCCUGUUGCUGGCAGUGGCAGUGAGAGGGUAGGUGGUGCGUGGACGGAACGCAUGUGGAGGGAGGGGCAGGAAAAGAUAAGGACAGAGCAGCAGAGGACGUGGAAGGAGAGCGCACAACUGCUGCUCUAUGAGCCAGAGGCGUUGAGCAGAGCGCAGAACCAGCACCAGCACCAUUUCCAGCACCAGCAGAAGCAGCAGCAGCAGGAGCAGCAGCACCAGCCGAAGCACCAGCAGCAGCAGCGAGUUUUUUCCCCUGCGGUGUCCACUUGCUGCGUUGCUGACUCGCCUCUCUCCCUCAACGCCAACCUGACCUCUCCUUCUCCCUCUCCUUCUCCCUCUCCUUCCCCCAGCCUCCUCUCCUCUGGUUCCAACUCUCCUGAGCUCCUUAUCACCCCUCCUCUCCCUCUCUCGUCCUCGCCUCCUCCCAUCUCGCUCUCGCACCACCAGAAGGGCGCGCACGCCUCUUCCUCCUCGCUCUUCUCCUCCCCUGCCUCCUGUUCCUCCUCCCCGAGUGAGGGCUCUCCCUUGACGGGCAGUGAGCUGGGCAGUAUCCUUCGCUCGAGUGAGGAUAGUAUGCUUCGGUCCAGCAAUGAUAGCAGCAACAGCAGCAGCAGCAGCAUCGGCAACAGCCCUCAGAUGCAUCAAUUCGAGGAUUACUAGCAGCAGCGGCAUCGGUGGCAGCAGCAACAGCAGCGGCAGCAGCGACAGCACCAGCGGCAGAAGCAAUGCAAGCACAGCAGUGGGUCAGUGGAGUGGUGUACCUGGGGCUCUAAGGGUUUGUUGUGGUGAGUGGGGCAGGAAGGCAUCUGGGUAACGACAGCAGUGGUGGUAGGUGAGUCAUGCGUGAUUGUAGUUGGCGGGAUGGGGCAAGCAGAGUCCUAGGGUCUGUGCUGGUUGGUUGCUCAAAGGGAUUGAAGGAUUUUGCAGGAAAGGCUUUUUGGGGGAAGGGGGGAAGGUAAAUGGGUUUGGGACUAAGGGAACAUAGAGGUAUGGGUUAGGGCAGGUGAAGGUUUGGGCAUGGGAGAGGUCCAGGUUAGGAUGGUGGAAGGUAUGGGUAGGAGUUAGGAAUGGGAGGUGAGGGUGUAGGAUUGGGGAGGGUAUGGUUAUGGGUAGGUUAGGGGUGUGGGAAUAGCGAGGAUGGGAUUAUGGGAAGGUGAGGGUGCGGGAAUAGCGAGGGUAUUGUUGUGGGAAGGUGAGAGACGAUUGUUAGGAAUGGGAGGGGCAUGGGUAAUGCAAGGUGAAGGGAACAGGAAAUGGGGUGUACAGGAAUGGGAAGGUGAAGGAUUUGGGAAUUGUAUAGGUAAAGGUGCGGGGAAGUGAGGAGCUUAGGGUUGCAGACAGUUAUGGAGAUGGGAGAUGGUGGGUGUGUGAGGUAAAGGUAGAGGAAUAGGGUGUAAUGCGGUACAUGUAGGUGGGCUAUGUAGUUCGCUAAACAUACUUGUAGAGGUGGUUAUUGGCUAUUGGGUAAUGUAUCAAAUUCUUGGGUUCUAUUGUCACCUAAAGGUAUGAUAAUCAAUAUGGAGGGCUUUU
Closterium sp. NIES-67 is the source of this 6290-nucleotide messenger RNA. Lineage: Eukaryota; Viridiplantae; Streptophyta; Zygnematophyceae; Desmidiales; Closteriaceae. The record is from the annotation of a GenBank genome assembly.